Messenger RNA from Rattus norvegicus (Norway rat), 2614 nucleotides. The record is from RefSeq and is a predicted model, not a curated record. NCBI's taxonomy places the organism in Eukaryota, Metazoa, Chordata, Mammalia, Rodentia, Muridae.
CGGGUCCUCAAUUUCACGCGAAGUUCUUCCUUUCUGUGUCCUGAGGGAAUCUUUACCAGAAACAGCACUGGGCCCCCGCUGGAAGUCCCGCCUCCUGUUUCCUGCCUCGGCUCAUUGGCCGUAGACUUUUUUAUUGACAGAUAACAAUAUCCACUGAACAACUAAGAACCAACCACCCCACCUCUUGGGAAUGGGGCGUCACUCUUAAAACUGCUUCCUAACGAUUUGGGGAGCCAUCCGGUCUCUUCAUGCUGAGAAGGUUCAGGGUUUAACUCAAGUCCUGACUGGAACAGUCUGUGAUACUGGAUGAACUGGGAUCGUCUGGGGCCAGCGGCUUUCUUUGAAGCUGUCCUGGAAGCAAGUUUUGAUGAAACAGCUACUAAGGCAGUCUGAGGUUAGCUCAAGAAGGAUGCUGGAACAAUAUCCCCGAGGGUGGAUCGUGUCAGGGCUGCACUGACUUCAUCGGCGUCUGUAAACCUAACUCUCACAGCCAAAGAACCUCCCGCAUCAACCUUCACAGCUGACAGCUGCUGGGUCUGCGGCUGCGCAAAAGCCAAGACCCAGCAUGCACCGCGGCGAAGGCGUCGCUCAGGAAGCUCAGUCCACAGGGAGCUGCGUAGUGCAGCGGGGACCUGGCCGGUAGGUGUGUUUGCAGCCUGCGGGUGGCGCCACAGACCUGUCUCCCCAGUUUGUUUCUUGCCGAGGUGGUGUUUCCUCUGACUUGAGACUCCAUCUUUACCCCAGGGCCUAGCGGCCUGAGGAAGGAGCCUUCCUGUCCCUGAGCGGCCCUGGCGGAGAAGUUCCUCAGUGUUGGCUUGUAGAGCCUCUUGCUUCUCAGGCCUGUGAUUGCAGCAUCCUUAGAAGCUGGGCUUAUCCAUCGGCAUGUCAAUGGAUGGGCGUGGUGGGAAAGAAAGAGCAAAAUGGACAACCACCAUUAUUAUCAGCUCAUCUCUUAAGAGUAAUGAAAUUGCAACUGCCCUAGAAAGUCGAAGCCACAAGGUUCGGUAUUCUGACACGUUGGAAAGUGGAUCAAUUGUAUUCUCUCUCUCCGGAGUUGCGUUUCUGUUGAUGGAUGCCAAGGCGUGCAUGACAUCAGCUGAGGAAGUAUUUCUAACCAAAAUCGAGAAGUUUAUUAACAUUCACCAAAAUAGUUUUUUGGUUCUAUUUGCCCCACUCCAUGGACCUGAAGAAAGGAAUCUCAUGUUCAGGAUUCAUCAGAGAUCCCUGGGCAGUAAUUUACGAAUACUUCCAGUACACAACACAGUAAAUGCUGUUGAUCUUAUGUGCACUGUAGCGAAGACUACCUCCAAACCACACAUAGACAGCAUCUGCUACAGAAUGAUAACAACUAAAGCUUACAUCAUAGAGCAAAGCCCUGUUUGGAGAACACUUCAAAAGAUAGAACUGAGUACUGACUCAGUGAGUCCAGAUUCACAGUAGUGAGCAUGUGUUCCUCUGCAGGAAUAGCAAACUAAUUAACUUAUCAACUUGUAAUGUCCAAAUGUAGACUUAAGGGUGUUUAUAUUUAAAAGAGUAUGUAUACAGUUAAGUAUUAUUUUAUUUGGAGAGUAUGGUUGAGUGUUUCCUUUAAUGUUUAAGAGUGUAGCUGCAUGACCAGUGCUACCCUAGAUUAUAUAGGACCUUUUAAACACUACAGGGAAAAAAGAAAAUAACUGACACAUAAACAAAACUCAUAGUUUCUUAAUGAUUCCAACUAUAAUAGGAAAUGAAAGUGCCGAAUUUAUUGGUUGGACUAAAGAAAAAGCCACGCACAUUUGGGGUUUUCUACGAUUAAUCUCUGCAGGCAUUUUCAUAUGUAACUGUUUCUUGAGACCGGGUUUCAUGUGGUAGAGGUUGAUCUGUAACUCUGACCCUUCUGCCUCUCCCUCCUAAUAUAGGUACUGGGGAGUCCCCCAAAACUGCUUCCAAGUCAGGAAGAGGGGGAACGUUACAAACCACCAACCAUUUUGAAGUAGUUACAUUUCCACAGUGCUGCGCUGUUCAGCCUGAGAGCAGGCACUCUAGAGCAUUAAAGAGCACCCAACAAGCACACAGCCGAUCUGUUUUUUCUUUUUAUAAAUUUAUAAGUAUGUGGAUGAAUAAAGCAUUUGAAUCUUCUAAAGUAGUACUUUAAAAAAUGUGUAUGAGCUUUUGUUUUGUUUUUUGAGACAGGACUUUUUCUGUUUGUUUUUGUGGUUUUUUUUGUUUUGUUUUGUUUUGUUUUGUUUUGUAAUGUGUAACAAGCCUGGCUGUCCUUAAUUUCACCUUGUAGAUCAGGUUGACCUCGAACUCUCUGCCUUUCUGUCCCACAUGGCUACCUGGUGUCAUGGAGGCCAGAAGAGGGUGUCACCUCCUCUGCAUCUCAGUAACAGCUGUGCCCUCCAUGUGGGUGCUGAGAACUGGACCCAGGUCCUCUGCAAGAGCAGGAAGUGCUGCUCUUCACCACCGAGCCAUCUCCUCAGGCUUCUGAAAGCAAAGGCUGUUUACUGCUGAUGUGCAUCAGAAGCUGACGGCCAAAACAAUGCUGUCUUGUUAAAAAGAAUUAUGCAAUUUUUCUUGUAGUAAAAUUUCUGCAACUAUUUUAUGGCAGUAUAAACUAUAAUGAAAAAUGGCA